Microdochium trichocladiopsis is the source of this 1281-nucleotide messenger RNA. RefSeq lists its product as uncharacterized. The transcript is spliced from 5 exons. The coding region runs from base 1 to 1020 and encodes 339 amino acids. The record is from RefSeq and is a predicted model, not a curated record. NCBI's taxonomy places the organism in Eukaryota, Fungi, Ascomycota, Sordariomycetes, Xylariales, Microdochiaceae.
AUGCCGCCUCGCUACGACCAGCAUACCAAAGGCAGCGCCCUGAUCCGCGAGUUCGCGCCGAGCAUUGCCGGCAAGAUCAUCCUCGUGACCGGUACCGCGCCGAAAGGAAUCGGGGCGCUCUUCUGCACCGCCAUCGCCCAGCAGACGAAUCCCGAUAAGGCCCCACGGCUCAUCAUCCUCACAGGCCGGACCACAGCGUCUAUCGCCCCGACACGGGAUGCCAUCAAGGAGUCAAACCCGGCCAUCGAGACCAUGGUGCUCGCCAUGGAUCUUGGCUCGCUCAAGUCUGUGCGCGAGGCCGCCGCCUUGGUGAACAGCGACGAGUGGGCCCGGGAGGUGCCACAUAUUGACUUGCUCGUCAACAAUGCGGGGAUCAUGGCGUGCCCGUACGCUACUACGGCAGAAGGCUUCGAGUCCCAGUUUGGCGUGAACCACCUGGGGCAUUUCCUGUUUACGAACAUGAUCAUGGGGAAACUGCUCAAGGCUGCCGCGCCAAGAGUGGUGGCUGUGAGCAGCACGGGACAUCGGGUCGGGCCGAUCCGGUGGGGCGACGUUGGGUUCAAGGACGGACAGUGCUACAACAAGUGGACCGCGUAUGGCCAGUCCAAGACGGCCAACUGCUUGUUUGCCCUCGCCCUCGCGAGGAAGCUGGGUUCGAAAGGCCUGCAGGCGUAUUCGCUAUGCCCCGGCGCAUACAUGACUAAUCUCGGCAGGCAUCUUGACUGGAGCGAGACUGGCGACGCGUUGGAGUCUCUGCGUACUGUCGAUGAGAUCUUUGGUAACCCAAUGUGCCACGAAGGCUUUGACCAUGGCUUCACGGAUGCCGAUGGCAUUAUUGCGAAUCACGUGUUUGUGUCGUUCAACGACGAUAUUAAAGGCUUCAAUGGAGGCUACUUCAAAUACUGCCAUUAUGCAGACCAGGCCAAGGACGAGGUGUGGCCGUGGGCCAACAGUGCCAUCGAGGCGGACCGGCUGUGGCGACUUAGUGAGAACAUGGUUGGGCAGGAGUUCCCUUAUUAAGCGCAGUCACUUGAUGCGUCAUUUUGUGACACACACUAUCCACCCGCACCGUGCGUCAGCACGGCUGGCGCCAUACAUCGCGAACGAUUCGGAAUCUAGAAAAUAUAGUCUAUGGGUGUGAAGUCAGCAAGUAGAAGCUGACGCCUUCUAGUUGUUUUGCUGGACUGUGCGCUGGCAUGCAGUAGUCCAAUGAUAUAUCUAGGAGAUCGACCCUUUGCCUACACUGUAAGAAUAGCCCAAAGAAUACCACGCAGUUGAGAU